This is a messenger RNA of Kockovaella imperatae, 487 nucleotides long. RefSeq lists its product as hypothetical. Lineage: Eukaryota; Fungi; Basidiomycota; Tremellomycetes; Tremellales; Cuniculitremaceae. Gene Ontology annotation, cellular component: U5 snRNP; U4/U6 x U5 tri-snRNP complex; U2 snRNP. The coding region runs from base 117 to 395 and encodes 92 amino acids. Gene Ontology annotation, molecular function: RNA binding. Gene Ontology annotation, biological process: mRNA splicing, via spliceosome; spliceosomal snRNP assembly. The transcript is spliced from 4 exons. The record is from RefSeq and is a predicted model, not a curated record.
UGCUUGCUUGCUCUCUCUCACUCUCCAACCACUUGGUUCAGACCCCUCCGUACGACUCACCAUCCAGCCUAGCGGGCACUUGACACGGCUCAUCAGAGGGUACCUCGAGGUUCAAGAUGAGUGGAAGGAAAGUGAUGGCUCAGCCCAUCAACAUUCUUUUCACCUUCCUUCAAAAACAGACUCCUGUCACUAUCUGGCUUUACGACAACACGGAAUUCAGGAUCACCGGGACAAUCUCUGGUUUUGACGAGUUUAUGAAUGUGGUGAUUUCCGACGCGGUCAUGGUGUAUCAACCGAAGAAGGACGGAUCAAAAGAUGUCAAGCCAUCAGAACAACUCGGGAGGAUAUUGUUGAAGGGCGACAACAUCACUUUGAUUCAACCUGUUCAGAGCUGAAUAAAAAAGAUGAGAAAAAGGUCGAUACAGGGCUAGCCUUGAAGAUGUACAGUACUCCUUCCCUCGAGAGCAUGAAUCUCGCUACAUGAUCA